CCCAGAAAACCCCAAUCAAAUUCAAUUCUUUCGAAGAAGUGCAGAGAUAAUUAAUGGCUUGUUCGGCCGCUGACAAAGAAAACAAAGAGCCGCCAAUAUGGUUCAAGAACAAGAAAGCCUUGAGCAACGUGCUGUACUCAAUGCGUCGCCAUUCCCUCAGCAGCACUACUCAAGAAAGGGUCCCUCUUUCUGUUUUCUCAAAACCCACAACCAAACUCCAAGCUGAUUUUACCACUCUCACAACAAGUCUUGUUUCCGACAGAACUUCGCUUCUCUCCGAUGGAAUCUUGCUCAAGAUUCUCUCCAAGAUUCCCGAAUCACAGAGGACUGCGAAUUUUCUUGUUUCCAAGAGGUGGCUCAAUCUUCAAGGCAGGCUCGUCAGAUCCUUGAAGCUUCUCGAUUGGGAUUUUCUCCUUUCAGGUAGAUUACUUCUCAGAUUCCCUAAUCUCGUUCGCGUCGAUUUGGUCGGUGGAUGUCUCGUUUCGCCUCGUAACAACUCGGGUAUUUCGGUCUCCCACAAGACUGUAUCCUUUCGUGUCGGUUCCGGUAAUAAAGAUUGGGUUUUUAAUGAAGAUUCUGUGUUGAGUGCUGAUGAAGUAGACAGGGGUUUGAGGGUUUUAGCCGACGGUUUUCCGAGUUUAAGGAAAUUAGCGGUGAUCAAUGCGGGUGAAACGGGCUUGUUGAUAGUAGCUGAGGAAUGCCCCACGUUGCAAGAACUCGAGCUGCGUAUGUGCAACGAUCGUGUUCUUCGUGGGAUCGCCGCCUGCAAGAAUUUGCAGAUUUUAAGGUUGAGUGGGACCGUCAAUGGGCUUUACGUGUCGUUGGUUUCGGAUAUCGGAUUGAGUAUUGUAGCAAAGGGGUGUAAGAGAUUGGUCAAACUCGAAUUGAGCGGAUGUAAAGGGAGUUACGAGGGGAUUCGAGCAAUUGGUCAAUGUUGUGUAAUGCUCGAAGAGUUGACUCUUUGCAACCACGAAAUGGAGGAUGGUUGGCUGCUGGCUCUUUCGUACUUUGAAAAUUUGAAAUCUUUAAGGUUUUUGUCGUGUACGAGGAUCGAUGGUGGUUUUCGAGCAGACGAGCAUUUGGGUUUUUGUCCUGCGGUUGAAUGUUUAUUUUUGGAGAAGUGUCGGAUAAGGGAUAAAACGAGUUUGAGGGCGUUGUUUUUAGUGUGUCGAAAUGUGAAACAAUUAGUUUUGAAGAAUUGUUGGGGUCUUACUGAUGAUAUGUUCACCACUGCAAGUGUUUUAAGGACAAUAAGAAUGCUGUCUUUAGAAGGGUGCUCGUUGCUUACAUCGCAAGGUUUGGAGACUGUAAUAAUCUCGUGGAACGAACUUAAGAGCCUCAAAGUGAAGUCGUGUAAUAAUAUAAAGGACGACGAAGUGGUUUCGGACGUGUUUUCGUCUCUCAAGAAUUUGAAAUGGGAGCCCGAUAGAAAAACACUUGUUUCAAUUAAUCUUGAUGGAACUGGAAUGGGAAAGAGGGGCGACAAGUUCUUCAAUAAAGCCCGUGAUUGGAAAUCUUUGUCGGGCUCGUAAAAACUUCAAAUCUAACAUGUUAUGUUAUGUUCGCGUUGUUAUUGAUGUUGCAGUGGCGGAUCGAGCAAAGAGCUACUAUGAAGGGGGGCCAUGGCCCCACACCGCUUCUCGAAAACAUCUAAAGAUUUGUUAUUUUUUCGAGGUGUAGCAUUGUUCUCCAUCAUACAUAAUAAACUUUUAUUACUUCAAUUCUUGUAAGAAAAUUAUCAUUGCUUAGUUGAUGAGUUUAUUGCAAA
Molecule: messenger RNA, 1768 nt
Organism: Erythranthe guttata (spotted monkey flower)
Lineage: Eukaryota; Viridiplantae; Streptophyta; Magnoliopsida; Lamiales; Phrymaceae
Product: F-box protein At5g51370
Biological process (GO): SCF-dependent proteasomal ubiquitin-dependent protein catabolic process
Cellular component (GO): SCF ubiquitin ligase complex
Source: RefSeq, a predicted model, not a curated record